AUGGAAAGAGUCUCUCCAGCCAAGCCACGAAGAGCCGCUAAGGCCUGUGCGUUUUGUAGACGGAGGAAAUUCCGUUGCGAUAAUGAAAAACCGACUUGUUCAAACUGCAAGACAUAUGCACAGGAUUGCGCCUACAUAACCAGGCCUGAGAAACCCAGGCCAACCAAAGCACGACUAUCACGACUAGAGGCAGAAAAUGAAGAACUCCGACGACAACUUGGACGCGCCGACACACAUUCAGAGGAUGGUGGCGAUUCCGUAGAAGCUGGUCCGUCUCAGCCACGACUGCCACGGCCAGAGAUAUCGAGUACAACCCCAAGCGCCGAUUGGUCUCACUCUGCUGUCUCGCGGAUCUUUAUCUCACCAAAUGGCGACUCAAGCUAUCAUGGGCUUACGAGCACGUUGUUUGAUGAUGCCCCAACUGAUCGACAUAGUCGCCCUCGGUCAGAUCCCCAGAUGCCGGUAGAGCACAUUCGAAAGCAGUUGAUGGGGGAAGCUGCCUACCAACGACAAUUGGAAGCAUUGAACAUGCGGCAAGGGAAGCUAGAUUUUGAUGGAGUCGAUCCCGAAUUAGGGAUGCAUCUCCUUUCUCUACAUUGGAACCGACAGCACCAUUCUUUCCUGAUCACAUACCGCCCAGCCUUUAUGCGGGACAUGGCCACCGGUGGUCCCUACUUCUCAAAACUCCUGUUAAACGCGAUUUACUUUGGCGCAUCAAAAUUCAGCAAUCGUCCCGAGGUUCGCCGAGAUCCCGAUGAUGUUCGAACAGCGGGAUGGACAUUCCGCCUGCGAGUGAAGGAGCUGCUUGGCAGUGCUUUGGACCGAAGCGAAAUUACCACAAUUCAAGCGUUGUUGGUAAUGACAAGCUCGUUGUUCGCAUUGGGUGAUGAGCGCAGUGCUGCGUGGCUCUAUGCUGGUACGGCCUUUCGAAUGAUCAUUGAUUUGGGCAUGCACGUUGAUGCUACAAUGCUGAGCAACAUGCGUCGCCUCUCCGAUGAAGAUAUAGAAAUACGUCGUCGGGUGUUCUGGGGUGCCUUUGUCGUUGAUAAGAUUCAAUCGCUGUACCAGGGUCGUCCUGCAAGUUUGCAGGACUUCGACACGAAAGUCUCCAUGACAUUUUUGGACCAUUACGAGGAACUUGAGCACUGGCAGCCUUUUGCCUAUACAGAUGUGCAGUCAUAUCCAGGCUCACCUGCAUAUAGUGUCUCAACCUUUACGGAGCUUUGUAAGUUGUCAUUGAUCCUGAACGGUAUAUUAAACAAAGUCUACUCCGAGCGAAGUUCAAAUCGAUCAUCCCAGGAACUAGUCACUACCUUGAAUGACAUGAAUGAACAGCUCAAAGGAUGGCAUGAUGCACUGCCAGAGCAUCUAAAAUUUGGGAGUUCCACAACACAAAUUACCCCUCCCCCCCAUGUUCUUUCUCUCUUGGCACUCUAUAAUGUGCUUCUUAUUCUUCUCCAUCGACCAUUCGUGGCGGAAGGGCAUCUCCAUACAACUGAUCCAUCAGUGGCUAUCAGCUCUUUCACUACCUGUACAACAGCAGCGGCUCGAAUAAUCUACAUUCUUCAAGCCUACGACUGCGCAUUCUCUAUUCGGCGUGCCCCAUACUUGAUUUCAUACGCAACCUAUGUCGCUGCAACAAUCUACGUUCGAGUUGCCGCCCAGAAAAAAGACGGUAGUAGGGCGCAUUCAAAUCUUCGCAUAUGCCUUGACAUUUUUCAAAAGAACCAAGCAACAAACUGGGCCGUUCGUCGGGCAAAGAAUGUGAUUUUGCAUUUAAUGGACCGUAUGGGGGUCGAUCUCAGCAGUCAUCACCCAGAACGAAAUCAGACUCAAUCCCAUUACAACAUUGACGGUGAAAUGGGUGAUUUGGAACACAUAGUUGCCGUCAAUGCAGGGGGUCUUAUACCUGCUACUUCACCUAGUCAGAUGACGCCUCCAGAGGCGGAGGCAUCCGAGUUGGAUAUGGACAUGAUUAUCCAGAGCUUCAUCCGACAGCAAACAAGGCCAAAUGAAGGUCAGAUGCUGGACCAGUCCAGCUAUAAUUCUUUGCCUGGUCCUACAGUUCCACUUGCGACACCAGGUGUCUUCACGCCUUCUCUUGUCUCGGCAUACAAUGAUGCAUAUUUUGAAUCCCAUUGCGAUGACGAUAUGCUCUUUGGUUUCAAUGGGUCUGUGCAAGAUAGUAUAUUGUAUCAAUAG
Penicillium odoratum is the source of this 2202-nucleotide messenger RNA. RefSeq lists its product as uncharacterized. The record is from RefSeq and is a predicted model, not a curated record. Bases 1 to 2202 code for a protein of 733 amino acids. Gene Ontology annotation, molecular function: DNA binding; DNA-binding transcription factor activity, RNA polymerase II-specific; zinc ion binding. NCBI's taxonomy places the organism in Eukaryota, Fungi, Ascomycota, Eurotiomycetes, Eurotiales, Aspergillaceae. Gene Ontology annotation, biological process: regulation of DNA-templated transcription; DNA-templated transcription. The transcript has 4 exons.